AUGCGUGAACGGCGCCGCCCCUUUUCGCAUCAACCUCUUCUUCGCCUCAACCUCAACCCCGCGGCAGUUCUCUCUCCUCGCAACCAUGGCGCCAUCUUUCUCUGCUUCGAACGAAAUCAUAAACAUCUUCCGUCCUCUCCGGCGAAUAAGACGUCUACGGCGACUCAACUUUCCUCACCGAGAAUCGCCGGUGUUAAGCUCCAUUUUCAUCUUCCUCUUCAUAUCAACGCCUUAAAGGUCUUCUGCGAUUCAACCCUCCAUCUGAUUGCAGCGCUACACAUACACCUUCCUCUGAUUAUUCGGCCACGCCUCUUCUUGUGUUCACCAGUGAUUCCUCCGCUAAUAUUCACAUGCGUUCUACGUUUCUGUGAGAUGACGAAUCCUUCAGGUUCAGUGGUGCAGCUUGGCGUGGUGAAUGAAAAGGAUUACCGUGAAGAUCCUCAAGACUACAAUCAUGGCAUACCACCAUUAAAGCGAUCAGAACCAAAUAUUCCUGUUGAUGUUCUUCUUGAGGCAACUAAGCCAAUCCAGCCGUUCCCUUGGGAUUCAGAAACAGACUUGAAAGUUGAUGGCUAA
Molecule: messenger RNA, 576 nt
Organism: Vicia faba (fava bean)
Lineage: Eukaryota; Viridiplantae; Streptophyta; Magnoliopsida; Fabales; Fabaceae
Source: the annotation of a GenBank genome assembly